AUGACAGAAUCAGAUGUAAUAAGCGUUUGUAAAACGAUUUUCGCGUGGUUCGGGAUACUGAAAGUCGUUCGUAGCGACAAAGGCCCACAGUUCGCAUCGGAAUUUAAGAAGUUCGCAAGCAGGUACGAUUUCAAGCACGUAACAAGUUCGCCACAUUACCCACAGAGCAACAGGUGUAUCGAAGCGGCGGUGAAAAUUGCAAAGAACAUUUUGAAAAAGUCAAGCGACAUAAACUUGGGCCUGCUGGCGUAUCGGACAACACCUCUUGAAAAUGGAUUCUCCCCGGCCGAGCUCAUGUUCUCACGGAAAAUCCGCUCCCCGUUGCCUGUUGUUCCUGCUCAGUUGGGAUCGUUCCGAAUGCACGAGGAGAUCGUUAAGAGGGAAAUGGCAGGCAAGGAGAAGCAAGCCGGCAAUUACAACAGGAGGCAUGGAUUUAAGAAUUUGUCUGCGCGUUGU
Molecule: messenger RNA, 456 nt
Organism: Ceratina calcarata
Lineage: Eukaryota; Metazoa; Arthropoda; Insecta; Hymenoptera; Apidae
Exons: 1
Biological process (GO): DNA integration
Molecular function (GO): nucleic acid binding
Source: RefSeq, a predicted model, not a curated record